AUGUUGGGAGUUUCGGUCAGCACAGUUGGCUAUAUCUUGCUCUUGAACCAGAAGAGCGCAGCCAUCUCAGCCGGAGUCCAAUAUUUUGCCCUUUUCCUCACCAUCAGCGGCGGAUUUGUCACGCAGCCGAUUACACUCGCGUGGUUGGCCAACAACGUCAGUGGGCAUUACAAGAGGAGCGUGUCAUCCGCGAUCCAGAUUGGUUUCGGAAACUUGGGAGGGAUUGUGGCCAGUUUUAUCUACUCCGAGCCCCCGUAUUACAAGGUAGGGUAUUCCACUAGCCUGGGAAUGCUCUGGCUUUGUGGUGUUUGUUGCACCGCCAUGUUUCUUGGUGCGACUCUGGAGAAUAAGAAAAGAGACAAGGGCGGAAGGGACUACAGGUUUAAUGAGGUGGAUCUUGACAACAUGGGAGACGCUCAUCCGACAUUCCGAUUCACCACUUAG
Messenger RNA from Aspergillus thermomutatus, 444 nucleotides. RefSeq lists its product as uncharacterized. The transcript has a single exon. Bases 1 to 444 code for a protein of 147 amino acids. The record is from RefSeq and is a predicted model, not a curated record. Gene Ontology annotation, cellular component: membrane. Gene Ontology annotation, molecular function: transmembrane transporter activity. Lineage: Eukaryota; Fungi; Ascomycota; Eurotiomycetes; Eurotiales; Aspergillaceae.